GAUCCUGGGCGCUGCUUUUUUCCCUCUACCACCCCAUUGCACUGAGCGCGCUUGAGCCAGCCCUGUCUGUUUAAACCGGGAGGACACCCAUACCGACUUCUCAAUGCAAAAAAAUAAAAGGGUAGCUAGAAGCAGGGGCAAGGGGAACCGGAGGUGUGAGUAGAAAGCGAAAGCUCUCGGUCCGUCUCUCCUUUUUAUUACAUGAAUGAAUGAAUGAAUGAAUUAUUGAACAUUAGGGCACACGUACAAGGAAACACGCCUCCGCCUGGACGACCAAACGCCGAAGCUUUUGAUAUUUGACUUCUAUUCAAUGGUACGCGGUCGUGUCUGUACAUAUUUGUCUCGAGAGUAGGAUCUGUGUCACGUCUCAUCCCCGUCAUCUGAAACACUCGAGAAGAUUUUGCGCGAACCACCGCUACUGUCUGAAACUCCUCGCCGUGAAGAUGGCAACUUUAACGAACGGACAGGUGGACGGCACGGUGCACGGAGGCGCGGCCAGUACGAACGGGCUCGUGAACGGAAUAAGCCACAGUCACAGUCCCGCGAGCUGCGCCACUAUUCCCAUGAAGGACCACGAUGCCAUCAAACUGUUCAUCGGACAGAUACCGCGCAACCUGGACGAGAAGGACCUCCGACCGCUCUUCGAGGAAUUUGGCAAGAUCUACGAGCUCACCGUGCUGAAAGACCGUUUCACUGGCAUGCACAAAGGCUGUGCCUUCCUCACAUACUGUGCAAGAGAAUCAGCGCUAAAAGCUCAGACCGCGCUUCACGAGCAGAAGACGCUACCUGGGAUGAACAGGCCGAUCCAGGUGAAGCCGGCUGACAGUGAGAGCAGGGGAGAAGACAGAAAGCUGUUUGUAGGCAUGCUAAACAAGCAGCAGUGCGAGGACGACGUGCGGCGUCUUUUCGAAUCGUUUGGCUGUAUCGAGGAGUGCACCAUCCUCAGAGGUCCUGACGGAAACAGCAAAGGUUGUGCGUUUGUGAAAUAUUCCACUCAUGCAGAAGCUCAGGCCGCUAUUAGUGCUUUACACGGCAGCCAAACCAUGCCUGGCGCUUCCUCUAGCCUGGUGGUGAAGUUUGCAGACACAGAUAAGGAACGGACUAUUCGACGUAUGCAGCAGAUGGCUGGUCAGAUGGGCAUCUUCAAUCCGAUGGCCCUGCAGUUUGGAGCGUAUGGUGCCUAUGCACAGGUCCAGCAGCAGGCCGCACUGAUGGCAUCAGUAGGUCAGGGAGGAUAUCUAAGCCCCAUGGCUGCUUUUGCUGCCGCACAGAUGCAACACAUGGCCACCAUCAAUGGCCUCCCAGGGGCUCCCAUGACCCCAACAUCAGGUGGUAGCACGCCCCCUGGCAUCACAGCUCCCACGGUGACCAGCAUUCCAUCUCCAAUCAGUGUCAACGGUUUCACAGGACUGCCACCUCCUCAGGCAAAUGGUCAGCCCCCAGCAGAGGCCAUGUUUACCAAUGGAAUCCAUCCUUACCCAGUUUUUCAGGAGGUGGUCUUUAGGGAAGAUUCGGAGAAGGGCGGCCUGGGCGUGGCGCAGCGGAGUUGUUUUGGGGUGCAGGGAAGCUGUUUCCUGUCGUCGCUCUCAGAAGCUCAGAGUCCCACCGCAGCCGAUCCCCUUCAGCAGGCCUAUGCAGGAGUCCAACAGUAUGCAGCAGCCUUCCCCGCUGCAUACGGACAGAUCAGCCAGGCUUUUCCCCAGCCACCCCCUAUCAUUCCCCAGCAACAGAGAGAAGGGCCGGAGGGCUGUAACCUGUUUAUUUAUCACCUGCCUCAGGAGUUUGGGGACGGCGAGCUGAUGCAGAUGUUCCUGCCUUUCGGUAAUGUCAUCUCCUCCAAAGUGUUUGUGGAUCGGGCGACAAACCAAAGUAAAUGCUUUGGAUUUGUGAGCUUCGAUAACCCGGGCAGCGCCCAGGCGGCCAUCCAGUCCAUGAACGGCUUUCAGAUCGGCAUGAAGAGACUCAAAGUGCAGCUGAAGAGGCCAAAGGAUGCCAACCGCCCAUAUUAGCCCCACCCCCUUGCCCCAGCCACCCCUGACCCGGGGGGUGAAGGCCACCGCUGCGCACAGGGAACAACAGGUUUUGUAGAGUUGGAACACAUGUUGAUAACAUGCUAAAUGUAAUUGAAAUCUAAGAAAACACAACUGAUUCGGAUCAUCAGGGCUGGGGAUAGGACACUGCUGAAGCGGAAGAUAAGGAGAACACAGCCGCACGACACAACAUCACCACCACCGGGCUUAACGGACCUUCUGGACUUCAGAAUUAAACUCAGGGGAGCUGCGGAGUAACUGGACCAUACCGUACUCCCUUCUCUGAACCCCACGCCCUUAUUUUGCAGGACCACAGGACGAACUACUGAAGACCAACAUCAAAUAUAUAUAAAUAUAUAUUUUAAAAAAAAAGAAAAACAAUGUAAGGCCUCAGAAGGCACCGAAUCUAAGUAGGAAAAAACACUUUUUAAACUACGAUAAACUUUUAGAGGGGAAUCAUGUAAUAUUGAAGACAUCUUUGGGGAAACUUUUUAAAGAACUGUUUUAGAAAUCAACAAAAAAGGAUUAAAAAAAAAGAAAAAAACUUGAAAGACUUGAAUUUUUUGGAAGGAUGUGACAAUUCAGGACACGAAGUCGCUUCGACUCGGGAAGGCCAGCUUUUUCUUGGAGUGCCUGUCCGUUUCCAGGGGUGACGGCUGCCACAAACCGCAGCCUCAGUCCGCCAGGAGAAUUUACCUGUCAUUCCUUAGUUGUGUAGGGACCAAAUGACCAAACCUUUUUAUCGCAAAUGAGAAAAAAAAAGACUUGUACCUGUAACAUAGUCGGACCACUGCAUCUCUUGCUGUGCCAAUCGGUUUAAGAGUUGUAUUUAAAAAAAGAUAUAUGUAUAAAAAGAACAUAUAUGACUAUAUGCAUAAAUGCAUACGUAUAGAUUGCUGAUAUGCUUUUGAAUACUGGCAGACCUAUUUCUGAUGGCCCGUCGGGGUCGUUCACUUCGCUAGUUUACAAUUACUGCUCAAAAUGAAGAAUAUUUAUUUUUAUUUCACUUCUAGUUUUUUCUCUGUGGUGAGAGAAAGGGUGCAUGGGAAGGGUUGUUCCAUAAUGCAGCCUUACCUUUUUCUAUUUUAAUGUCCUGACCUUGUAGUAAAGAGACCAUCUUAAAAAGGUUCGAGAUAAACAAUCCUGUUUAUAUAUAACGUACAUACAAUAUGUAUAUGUAUAGCAGACAUUCAAGCAAUAUGUAUUCAUAUGUAUGCACCUGUAUAGCAUAUAUAUGGAUACAUACGAUAUUAAUCCCAAAACCCGUAUAUGUAUUUAUAUGCAUAUAUUUUCUAUGUGUGUAUAUAUAGAAACCGGCUAUUCAAUAUGUAGAGCUGUAGUUUUUUGUAGAUUUAACAUAGAGUCCGAACCCCUGCUCUGCUUUGGACUUUUACCACUGCAAAGACUCAAAUCGGCAGCUGCAGUCUGCAAGGCAUUCCUCUCGAUCCGAUAUAUACAGUAACAACCUGUAUCCGCAAACAAACACACACAUAUACACACACUCACUCAAGGGGAUGAAACCCGAUACACUUUGUGUAUAUAUGUGUAUAUGCUAUAUCUACGAAUGCAAAAAGGCCUCUCGUUUGAGAGUUUCAAGAGAAUCAGGAGCAUUACGAAGUAGGACAGAAAACGUUUCGGACCUACCUGCCCCCCACCCUACGGUGUACAGUCGCAAACAAACACGCGUGUGAUAUACGAACAAACAAACAUACGGCAUGUAUCCUGAACGCCGGCUUUCAAUACAGACAUCCGACGGUUUUUAAACUCCGCCGCGUUCGCGCACUGCUAGCAGCCAUUCAUUUUAAUGAUGUCAAAACAACGGAGAAACUCUUACUUCUUACAACAACAAAAAAAACGUAAAACACAAAAAGGCGACUAGCCUACUACAGCUAACAGCGAAGCCUUCAAAUAUUUGUUGACAUCAAAAAAUCUGUGCAGCUUGACACAGCCAUCUAUCGAAACACCCACUCGACGUCUGCUUACGGUUACAAUCAGGUGGGCAUUAUAUACGUUUUGCACAAGUAUCGUCUGAAUCUGCAUCAUCACAUCGCGUUGUUUACAUGUGUGAAGGGGGGUUUGAUCGUGUCGAGACUGGUUGGGAUCAAUUUCUAGCGGGUGAGGACUUUUUAUUAGGCUAGGUUGUGCUUUGCAACUAUUGUAAAUAUAUACGAAUUCCGAAGCUGGUUGGUUCACUUUACUGAACGGUAGUGAUUAAGCAGUAGUCAGUUCACCUCAUUUCAAUGGGGAAUUUAGUUCUGGAUCGACUUGGUUUCAGACUGAUUCCGAGAAUGUUGCAUUUUGCCUUCUAUCUUUCCGACACAUGGUCAUUAUUCAGGUAUUCCAGGAUCUUUUUUGCAAGGAUAUGCAUUCCGUCUGCUUAUGAAGCUCAUCGUCAUGUAGGAUCUCAGUGUUAGCUUUCGACGAGUCUUAUUUACAUCUGUCUGUCUGUCUCUCUCUCUCUCUCUCUCUCUCUCUCUCGAUCCGUGUGACGUUUCAGCUGCAACUGUUUACAUGGCAAUCUGGAAAUGUAUGGUUGACAUACCAAGACAAAAGAGAAAUUUUAUUAUAAAUAUAUAUAAGUAUAUACAUGAACUACUGAAUAUACUGUAAAUGUUUUUCUCUUUUUUGCUCUGUUCCUCUGUAUAUAGGUUUGCAUAUUUUAUAGUCUUUUACUUCUAUCUAGGACUGGAUGACAGAAAAUGCAAAGACAAAAAAUGAAAACAAGCUACAGCAGGUUAAAAUCUAGUCCAUGGAAAUGCAGUAUGGUUGUAAGGCGUUUCAUUACGGAACGUAAUAUGAGCCAAUCAGAUUUGAUCAGAACAUGUAACGUCACUUUCAGAACUGCUGCCAACAUGCAUAUUUAUUUGUCUAUUUAUUAUUUUUUCAUUCAUUUUUAAUGCCUUUAUUUGAUUUUGUUUGUUUGUUUGUUUGUUUUUACUACACUUAUAUUUGUAUUUUUAUGCACUGGUUGUAUUUUCUUUUUCGCGUGCUUGUAACCACAUCGAAUAUGAGUUCGUCACUGAAACGGCGCUUUUUUUAAAAUAUAUUUUUACAUGUUUUGUAUUGUAUUAAGACACAAUGGAACAAUACAACUGGCAGAAUCAGGGUAAUCCUUUAUGGAGAAUGUAGAACUCAUGAAGGACCGGUGUCAAAACUUUUUGCUGCACCUGUUUGAACUGUCUGCUGUUUUCUGUUCUGCAGUUCCUCGCGUGUCAGAGCUCCGAUCUGCUUCAUUGCUUUUUUCAGACAGAGAAAAGAAAAACCUGCACUAAUCCAUCAAACUCUCAGCAACUUUGUUUUAUUGCUGUUCUUCGUUAGCGCUAACUGUCCUCGACUCUUUGGAAUCAAGAACAACAGUCUGAAUUUACAGAAACAAUGCAGUAAUCUGGGAACAUAUAAAAAGAAGCUUUUUCAGACAUUUUGAGCACAGUUGAGAGUGCCGGGUGGUACGUGUGGAUUUUUGCCAAGUCUAUCACAAUGCGAUUGAGCUGUAUUCGCAGUUGGGUUGCUGUCGCAGCUCAUGCCCUGUUUUCCUCAACUCCACGUUUCUCUGGUCCCUAGACUCUCUUUUGUAAUUUUACUGAAUGACGCGUUUCUGCUUAAGCCCAAUAAUAAAGCACAGUGUAGAAUAAACCAGCA
Molecule: messenger RNA, 5669 nt
Organism: Triplophysa rosa
Lineage: Eukaryota; Metazoa; Chordata; Actinopteri; Cypriniformes; Nemacheilidae
Gene: celf4
Product: CUGBP, Elav-like family member 4
Exons: 14
Coding region: 444-2009 (521 amino acids)
Biological process (GO): regulation of alternative mRNA splicing, via spliceosome; mRNA splice site recognition
Cellular component (GO): cytoplasm; ribonucleoprotein complex; nucleus
Molecular function (GO): mRNA binding
Source: RefSeq, a predicted model, not a curated record